Messenger RNA from Giardia duodenalis, 738 nucleotides. Its product is annotated as Ankyrin repeat protein 1. Gene Ontology annotation, molecular function: protein binding. Bases 1 to 738 code for a protein of 245 amino acids. The transcript has a single exon. The record is from RefSeq and is a predicted model, not a curated record. Lineage: Eukaryota; Fornicata; Diplomonadida; Hexamitidae.
AUGUCGUCUGCAGAUGAUUCGGAUCACUGCUCUCAGGAGCACGACUGCGCCCCGCCCCUCAUGCCCGAGAAGGACACGAGCGAAGAGGGCGCAGGCAAGAGCAGCCCCGCCGAGUCUCCACAAACAGAUGAUGAAGGCAGUGUGGACGAGGACGGCGUCACCACGCUUAUGAAGGCAGCCAGCAGAAACGACGUGAAAGCGGUGAAGCGCUACAUCCCUUAUCAGGCAAGGAUGGUGGCGAAGCUUGUCAAGGCGGGGACAAUAGAGAUACGCGAAGGGACGGCCCUGAUGGUCGCCGCAGUGCUUGGACACGUCGAGACAGUGAAGCUGCUGAUGAGGCACGAGCGUUGCAUGAGGGAUAGUAAUGAAUGGACGGCCCUCAUGUGGGCGGCGGGCAACGGUUGUACCGAGGUCGUGAAACUACUCCUGGAUGUUGAGGGAGGCAUGGAGAAGGACAGGGGCCUUACUGCCCUCGUGUUUGCAGCAAAUUUUGGUCACCUGGAGUGUGUCAAGUUACUGCUGGAGAAGGAGAAGGACAUAAGCGGCAGAUCUGCCAUUCGUAUGGCUGGUAUGCACGGCUGUUCCAAGGUGGUAUCUUUUCUUGAGAGUGAGGGUAUUAUGGAUCCCUAUCUGCAGAUGCCGCCCAAGAAAUUCGUGAGUGAACCUGCCUACUUGUUGAUUGCAUUCGAUAAUGUACUAGGGCCUCUCCAGCUGUGCAGGGGGACGGCCAGCCAAUAG